Molecule: messenger RNA, 1519 nt
Organism: Frankliniella occidentalis (western flower thrips)
Lineage: Eukaryota; Metazoa; Arthropoda; Insecta; Thysanoptera; Thripidae
Product: lambda-crystallin homolog
Exons: 6
Coding region: 280-1248 (322 amino acids)
Biological process (GO): fatty acid metabolic process
Molecular function (GO): oxidoreductase activity, acting on the CH-OH group of donors, NAD or NADP as acceptor; NAD+ binding
Source: RefSeq, a predicted model, not a curated record
UGGUCUGGUGAAGCUGGUGUGAAGUUUUCUUGUUUGAGAUAAUAGACUUCGCGUGGGGGGAGCUCGGCACCCCGAUUAAACACGUAGUGAUAAAGAGGGGGUCUGAUAACCGGGAAAGUAAACAGCGCCCUCCCUGCCCAAGAACUUACGGUGCCCGGCCCACUACUGUUGGUCCUGAAGCUGCUUUGCUCAGUCGACAUCCUUCCCUGCUACAGGCUACUCGCAGGCUGGUGACGCGUCCGGUCUGUUGUGUUUCUGUGCUCAAUCCACCUGUUGAAAAUGGUAGAAACUAUUGGAAUUUUGGGGAGUGGUCUCAUUGGUCGCAGCUGGGCUAUGCUCUUUGCAGGUGCCGGCUAUAAAGUGCGCCUUUUUGACAUACAGCCUACUCAGGUCCAAGGUGCAUUGAAAGACAUUGAAACGCAAUUAAAUGAACUGGAGAAAGCAAACCUGAUUCGAGGCUCUAGGACGGCGAAGGAACAAAUUUCUCUGAUAUCAGGCACUUCUAGCCUUGAAGAAUGUGUUGCGGGAGCUUUACUUGUCCAAGAAUGUACGCCUGAGUUUCUUGACAUUAAACUGAAAGCACUGAAGGAGCUCGAUGCAGUGGUGCAAGCACCAACUAUAAUUUCCAGCUCUACUUCAACCCAUUUGCCAUCAGUUCUAAGCAAAGAUUUAAAAAACAAAGAAAGAUUUAUUGUCUCUCACCCUGUGAAUCCUCCAUACUAUGUUAAGUUAGUUGAGAUUGUGCCUGCACCUUACACUGAAAGCUGGGUGCCACCAAAAGUACGUUCUAUCAUGGAAGAGCUUGGCCAAGUUCCAGUCUCUCUCAAGAAGGAAGUCCCUGGAUUUUCUUUAAAUCGAAUUCAAUAUGUCAUCCUCAACGAGGCAUGGAGACAAGUGGAGGACGGUGUCCUCGACGUGGCUGAUGUUGACAAAGUGAUGUCUGAGGGCCUAGGUCCCAGAUACGCAUUUUUGGGAGCUUUGGAGGUGGCACACCUGAAUGCUGAAGGAAUGGAAAAUUACUGCGAACGUUAUGCUCCCACAAUUCACUCUGUCAGCCAAACAAUUGGGCCUAUACCGCAUUUGCUGAACGAAACUCAUAAGACUGUGCACAAGCAGCUCUGUGACGUCACUCCUUUAGAUAAACUUCAGGAACGAAGACAAUGGAGAGAUGCUUGUCUAACGAAGUUAUCAGUACUUAAGCAGCAGAUGGAAGCAAUCCCCAACAAGGGUGUGGUCAGUAAGAAGUAGUUGCUACUGGAUAACACAGGAUUAUGUUUCCUGAAACCAGUGAAGCCAAUCAAGGAUAUUUUAUACCAUUUUGAAUAAAGUAACUGAACAGUUUCAAGUCUUAAUUUAGUCUAAUUGAGAUGUAAGGUGCUGGGUGUGUGACAUGUUUACACAAAUUUGCAAGUUGAUGGUACUGUUAAUUUUUAACAGAAUACACUUUUCUGAAGAACUGUCAUUGCAGCAAAUAUUGCUUGUGGUUGCUAGAAUGUGUAAAUAAACUGGUCACUACUGA